Molecule: messenger RNA, 5718 nt
Organism: Homo sapiens (human)
Lineage: Eukaryota; Metazoa; Chordata; Mammalia; Primates; Hominidae
Gene: PNMA2
Product: PNMA family member 2
Exons: 3
Coding region: 1664-2758 (364 amino acids)
Cellular component (GO): nucleolus
Source: RefSeq, a predicted model, not a curated record
AGACCACCAGCUAAUGGAUGCGGAGCGGAGGGCCCGCUGACCGCUCUCCGCGCCUGGGUAAGUAUCGGGCAGGGCACGCGGAGUGAGGACCGGAGGACGCAGCCCCCAGCCCCAGUGCCCCUCUCCUCCACCUGCCUGGCCCAGGCGCCUCUGCCCCGCCGCAUGGCGGAGGUGGGCCGGGGGCGAGGGCGCACUGUGGAUAGGGGUCCCGCCCCGUUACCCUGGGUGUGAGCUGAUGGAUGGGAAAAGGGGACAAGCCGGGCGCCAGGCUACUCAGGGUGUGGGAAGCGGGAUGGCACUGAAGAUGAGCAAGGAUAGCACAGGCAGGGUGGACAGGAGGGGGGCAGCCAAGACGCUGGACACCCCAGCUUCAGUUUGUCCACUCGCCUUGGCAGGCUGCAGGGAGCAGAGACUGAAACGAGAAGGUUCCCGCUUCGUGCAUCCACUUUGGUGUGGUUGGGGUGACGGGGGAGUGGGGGGGGGGCACACAACAUGGCGGGAAGAAAUUCAGAGGGGCGUAGCAGAUGGGAGAGGAAUAUAGAGAGAGACGCAGGUCUGCGGUCUAUGGGGGUGUAGCAAAGAGUGCAGUCGGGAAUUCCAGCCCAGGGCCACGACUUAAAGACGGGGUGCAGACCGACUCUAUUGCGCAAGGCGCCAUGGACCGUGUCUGCGCCACUGCGCCAAGAAGGGCGCAGGAACGUGUCGCGAUUUGGUUUAUUCUGCUUCCUCCACCAAAAAAAAAAAAAAAAAAAAAAAAAGAGAGAAAAAACAAACUGAAACCCCCUUCCCAAAUCUCCAGCUUUCCCCUGCGCCCCAGAGCCCCGCCUGGUUCCCCCGCCCCUGUUGCGCACUGCGCCACAGUCGCAGCGUUUCCCGGGUUACCAGAUGCCACGUGUUUGGGGAGUAAGUGCGGGUGCGCAUCUGGUGCGGAGUAGGAGGUAGGAUGUGGGCUGUGAGUGCCAUGAAUUGUGUGGGGCCAAGCAGGGGAAAGGUGUGUAGGAACUUGGUGUGUGUGUGCAGUAGCUGAGCCACGGCCACCGGGUUGAGCAGCUUGGCUUGGCUGGAGCUAAGAGCCAGACACACCACUGUGUGGAGGUGGGUGAUGUCUUCCUGUGCUAAAAGGUGAAUAAAUAAGCUCCUCACCUCUCGCGGAACACUCGGGAACACAUCAACAGGGGUCCAAGCCGCCCUGCUGGGAGGCUUCUCUUCAAGAGUUCUGGGUCCCAGAGUGGAAGGCAUUUUCCCAUCAACUGGAGAGAGACGAAACAUCAGAGACCAGGAGGCUGUGGAGAAAGCAGCUGUCCCAGGUGCCUCAACUAUCAGAGAAGGGUCAGCGUCACGUGGCUGCCAGCAUCUUUGAGAAAAUCACUGGCAAUCGGACUUCAGAGCUGCGGGCACAGGUGUGGUUAGAACUGAGAUACGACCUGCCCACCUGGGUCAGGCCUAAAGACAAGAAGUCCUGAGUUCUUGCCACUGAGUAGGCCAGGGUCAUUUGUCCAGAAAACUUUGUGACUGUCUUUGAGUGACCUAGUCUGGGACCCAUUCAUUGGUGGGUUCUAAGGUUAGAAGCUCAUCCAGGAUAUUUUCAAUAUUAAGUCAGUGCAUAGCUGCACCACUAACAAAUUGGUGCCUGUAGAGUCAGAGUGGGUCAAUUCUUAGGACAAUGGCGCUGGCACUGUUAGAGGACUGGUGCAGGAUAAUGAGUGUGGAUGAGCAGAAGUCACUGAUGGUUACGGGGAUACCGGCGGACUUUGAGGAGGCUGAGAUUCAGGAGGUCCUUCAGGAGACUUUAAAGUCUCUGGGCAGGUAUAGACUGCUUGGCAAGAUAUUCCGGAAGCAGGAGAAUGCCAAUGCUGUCUUACUAGAGCUUCUGGAAGAUACUGAUGUCUCGGCCAUUCCCAGUGAGGUCCAGGGAAAGGGGGGUGUCUGGAAGGUGAUCUUUAAGACCCCUAAUCAGGACACUGAGUUUCUUGAAAGAUUGAACCUGUUUCUAGAAAAAGAGGGGCAGACGGUCUCGGGUAUGUUUCGAGCCCUGGGGCAGGAGGGCGUGUCUCCAGCCACAGUGCCCUGCAUCUCACCAGAAUUACUGGCCCAUUUGUUGGGACAGGCAAUGGCACAUGCGCCUCAGCCCCUGCUACCCAUGAGAUACCGGAAACUGCGAGUAUUCUCAGGGAGUGCUGUCCCAGCCCCAGAGGAAGAGUCCUUUGAGGUCUGGUUGGAACAGGCCACGGAGAUAGUCAAAGAGUGGCCAGUAACAGAGGCAGAAAAGAAAAGGUGGCUGGCGGAAAGCCUGCGGGGCCCUGCCCUGGACCUCAUGCACAUAGUGCAGGCAGACAACCCGUCCAUCAGUGUAGAAGAGUGUUUGGAGGCCUUUAAGCAAGUGUUUGGGAGCCUAGAGAGCCGCAGGACAGCCCAGGUGAGGUAUCUGAAGACCUAUCAGGAGGAAGGAGAGAAGGUCUCAGCCUAUGUGUUACGGCUAGAAACCCUGCUCCGGAGAGCGGUGGAGAAACGCGCCAUCCCUCGGCGUAUUGCGGACCAGGUCCGCCUGGAGCAGGUCAUGGCUGGGGCCACUCUUAACCAGAUGCUGUGGUGCCGGCUUAGGGAGCUGAAGGAUCAGGGCCCGCCCCCCAGCUUCCUUGAGCUAAUGAAGGUAAUACGGGAAGAAGAGGAGGAAGAGGCCUCCUUUGAGAAUGAGAGUAUCGAAGAGCCAGAGGAACGAGAUGGCUAUGGCCGCUGGAAUCAUGAGGGAGACGACUGAAAACCACCUGGGGGCAGGACCCACAGCCAGUGGGCUAAGACCUUUAAAAAAUUUUUUUCUUUAAUGUAUGGGACUGAAAUCAAACCAUGAAAGCCAAUUAUUGACCUUCCUUCCUUCCUUCCUUCCCUCCCUUCCUCCUUCUCUCCUUCUCUCCUCCUCUCUCCUCUCCUCUCCUCUCUUUCCUUCCUUCCUUCCUUUUUUCUUUUUCUCUUUCUUCUUUAUUUCUUGGGUCUCACUCUCAUCACCCAGGCUAGAGUGCAGUGGCACAAAAAUCUCGGCUCACUGCAGCCUUGACUUCCCAGGCUCAGGCUCAGGUGAUCCUCACACCUUAGCCUCCCAAGUACCUGGGACUACAGGCACGCACCACCAUGCCUAGCUAUUCUUUUGUAUUUUUGGUAGAGACAGGGUUUUGCUGUGUUGCUCAGGCUGGUCUGGAACCCCUAGGCUCAAAUGAUGUGCCCAACUCGGCCUCCCAAAGUGCUGGGAUUACAGGCAUGAACCGCCAUGCCUGGCCCUUGAUUUUUCUUUUUAAGAAAAAAAUAUCUAGGAGUUUCUUAGACCCUAUGUAGAUUAUUAAUGAACAAAAGAUUAAACUCCAAAUAUUAAAUAGUAAGCCUGAAGGAAUCUGAAACACUUGUACUUCCAAUUUUCUUUAAAUAAUCCCAAAUAGACCAGAAUUGGCCCAUACCAUAGAAGAAAGAAUUGGCAGUCAAAAAAAAAAAUACCUUUUGUAAUGUUUGAAAAAUAAAGCUGUUUGACUUGUCAGGUGUUUUCCUUUCUCAAAUCAGCAAAUUCUCUCUGAGUGCCUGGCUUUGUGAGACACUGUACAAGGAGUUACAAGACUACAGCUAUAACCUGCAGUUGAGCAGUUAUAAACCUACAAAAUGGGCCCUGCCCUCAGAGAGGUUCCAGUCUAGAUGAGGAGCUGAUCUAGACAGGUAAAAGGCUAACUAACCCUUUGUGUAAAUAAGUUCAUCACCCCAGUAAAAGUGUCAUCACCCAGUGAAUAGGACCACCUCUGCCUGCAGAUUUUUGUUGUUGUUGUUGUCAUUGUUGUUGUUGUUUUAACCUGGGAAGUGUUCUUCCUGCCUUUCUGCUAGGUGUCAGAUAGAUGGUCCCAGAGCUAGGUGCUGUGUCAGGCCCUGAAGACACAGAUGACUCAACCUAAGCUUUACUUUCCAGAGGUCCACAGCCUGAGAGGUGUCCCCAAAGAAAGGGGGACAUGAGGGGACUGCAUGCUUGAGAGCAGGGUUGUUUAGGGCAGGUUUGGAUUUAGUGAGCAGGCUGGUUUGCUUAGAGAAGGCUUUUAGUGGCAACAAAGGAUGAAGAGGAGAGAAAAGGAACUCACAUUUAUUGAGGGCCUACUGUGUGCAAAGUGUUUCAUGUAUAUCUCAUUGAAUGUAUACAGCCACCCUGUUGUGGUAUAAUUUUGCUCUUUAUAAAGAGAAAGACCGAAGCUCAGAUGAGUUAAGUGGUCUCCUCAACACCAAAAUGCCAAGAAGUGAUGGAGCCUAGACAGAAGCCCAGAACUUUCUGACUCACACUAGUCCAUCCUCUACCAUCACGAUGACUUUCAAAUUGUGCUCUGCAGUUCUGCAGAUUUUCUAGCAGUGCCAUCUCCAAAAUGUGUUUUAAACUCUUUAUUUUUUUAAUUAUUAUUAGUAUUAUUUUGAGACUGAGUCUUGCUCUAUCACCCAGGCUGGAGUGCAGUGGUGCAAUCUCAGCUCACUGCAACCUCCGCCUCCCAGGUUCAAGCGAUUUCGUGCCUCAGCCUCCCGAGUAGCUGGGAUUACAGGCACCCACCACCACGCCCAGCUAAUUUUUGUAUUUUUAGUAGAAAUGGGGUUUCACCAUGUUGGCCAGGCUGGUCUCGAACUCCUGACCUCAAGUGAUCCACUCACCUCGGCCUCCCAAAGUGCUGGGAUUACAGGUGUGAGCCACCAUGCCUGGGCUAAACUCUUUAAGUCUCUAGUAAAUGCAGCUAGAUUCAAAUGGGCUGAUAACCAAAUUUUAACACAUCAGCAUUCACCACCAGGUUUACUUUUAUUUUCAGAUUGGCUCAUUUUGUGCAGACCUUAGAGCAAAGUUUCCUUUAUGGUAUCUGUGUACGUAUCCAAACUUCUUUUAAUUGUUCACAGAUUUUAAAAGCGGUAGCACCACAUGGUUGUGUAGAUCAGACCUGUGUAUUUAGAUCAGACCUGUGUAUCACGUAAGUGUGUGAGUGCAGUGCAGAUGAGCACCAUUUAGUUAUAUGUGCUAGGCAAAUCUCCAACACAGUUGAUGUGUAGUCUUGUGGUAGAUUUGUGCAUACUGUAAGCAAAUUGCUUAGCUUCUCUAGACAUCAGUUUCCACAUCUGAAAAAUAAGAAGAUGAGAGUACACGGUUGUUAUGAACAAAUGACUUAAUGCUUUUUAAGCACGUUGCAUGACAUCUGGAACACAGAAAGCCCUCAAUACAUUGAAGCUCUUAGGAUUUUCACGAUGUUCCUGUCUGCUCAAUGCAUGCUUUCUUUAUUGUUCUGACAGUUGUGUGGUAACAAGCUAAUAUGCUUCCAGUUGACUUCCAGUCUACCCUGGUGUUAGAAACCGUUUCAUCUCUUAUUGUAAAUUUGAGUGCUUGUUGUUUUUUAUAUUUGUGAUGACUCUUCCAGCAGUUGUUGACAAUUGUUAGAGGUUUGACUUUUAAAUAAUUACUUAUUUUUUCUGAUUGUGGUUCAGUUUAACUGAAGAAUAUCCUGAGAUUGUAAGAAAAGCAUUUUUUAAAAGGUAUCACUUGUGAUCAUUUAUCUUUCUAAAUUCUAUUUUUAAUACUGUUCCACCAAAGUGAUGCAGUGGUUACCAUGACACCCUAAUUUCAUGUGUUUUUGUAUUUAUGAAAAUAGUUUCAUUGUCAUUUAUUGGCGGUAUACAAAGUAAAAUGUUAUAAAUGUGAAGUUAUAAAAUAAAUAUAUGCUAAUAAAA